AUGCGCUCCUCCACGCCGGCGAGCUGCGCCUCCCAAAAGCCGACUUCGAGCGCAGACGGCAGGCCGUCCGUGACGGGGCCGCAGACGCGCGUGAAGAGCUGCUCGCCUAGCGCCGCCUCAUCCUUCGCGGCCAAGAGAUCGAGUUCGGUGCGCGCCAGCUUCUGCUCCACCUCACGCAACUGCGCCUCGAUGCUCCUCACAUCCUCCGCACGUUGCUGCUCGGCCGCAUUGUCGUCCUUCUCCUUUUCCUCCACGUCUUCAAAGAGAACACCGCGGAGGGUGACCCGGGCGGCGGUGGCGUCGUCGAAGCGCACCUGCACAGAGUCACGGGAGAAGUACUCCGGCAUGGCGAAGAGGAGCUGCAGCACCUCGUUGUCGCCGGUGGUGGCUGGCAGCGCGACCGUCGCACACCGCCGCACGUGCGACCGCUGCCGAUACACUGUCAGCGCGUCCGCCUUGGAGUCGGUGCGCACAGUAACAAUAGCAGAAGCGCCACCGCUGGUAGUGUCGACUGUUCCUGCUGGCAUGUGUUUAUAUCCUUUGCUUUUUGUUCUUUAA
Molecule: messenger RNA, 558 nt
Organism: Trypanosoma grayi
Lineage: Eukaryota; Euglenozoa; Kinetoplastea; Trypanosomatida; Trypanosomatidae
Exons: 1
Coding region: 1-558 (185 amino acids)
Source: RefSeq, a predicted model, not a curated record